AUGAAACUGUUUGGCAGACUCUGCAAGAGCGGGAAACCAAUAGUGAGAACAGCUAAAGCGUGGGCGGAGCGUUUUUUCGGUGGGUUUAAAGAGUCUACCGGUACAGAGAUCUCUGAAACAGACAGGAAAGAAGUAUACAGUUGGAUCAAAAAUACCUUAACCAAAGACGGCAAAGUGGUGAAUAAAAAAAAGCAAAAGUACAACUUUACAAAGGAAGACUUUAUGAAAGUUGUCUCCUCGAUGUGGCGGGUUGAUCAUAAAAAGUUUAUUCCUAGAGGGCUCAAAGCUCUCAUACUAUUCGCACUUCAGUUGUAUCUCUUUACAGGAGCAAGAGUUGGAUCGUUCAUGCCUUCCGAUGAGAAUAAGCAAGAAAGAGGUCUUCGAUACGAGCAUAUUGAAUUGGUUCUUUUUCCAUCAACGACAGCCCUAUGGGAAACUGGAUGGAAAGUCAAUCAGAAGUGGCUUAAGAAUAACCGAGACUCCGAUUAUACAGUGUUUGGAAUCGGAAUCAGGGAUAGUAAACGACCACAAUUUGCCUCUGGUGACCUUCUGCUUGGCCUUGCAUUAGUAAGAGGUGCUCUCUUCGGGAUCGAGACCAAAGAGGACUUAGUAAAAUAUGAUCUGUCUAAUGGAGAAAUUCCACUACGAUGGAAAAAAAGCUUUAUGGAAAAGCCACUGUUCACGAAUGUGACGGCCAGUGGACCACAGGAUAUUCCUCUCACGAGCAAAGAUUUCUCUGCCUACCUACACCAAAUAUUUGAUGCUGCAGGGUAUAGUGAGCAUCCAACAAUACAUUGCUUACGACGAAACCUUGCCAAAGAAGUCGAAAAAAGUUAUGGCUCUGCGCCAGUCUCCCAAAUUCUAGCUCAGAAAGACCCAAACACGUUUCCAGAGCAUUACCAAGCACACUGCUCCUCUAUUGACACAGUCUCUGCUAUCUUGGAUGAGAAAGCACAAACAAAGCACAUCGCCUACUUUCAAGGGUAUAGCCAAUUUUGCGAACCCGGGAUGCCGGUCGAACUGCCUGCCCACAUAAAGGAAAGUAUAUUGAAGCUACCAGAGAUCACUGAGAUCCAAAACCGUGUUGAGCUCUUGGAAAAAGUCGGUGAUGAGGAGGGCCUCAUGGUUGGGAAGCUGCAAUAUAGAGAGGCACUGGUGCGCCAACGGCGAAUUGCGCUCAAAACCUAUCAAGACUCAUGGGUAAAGGCGAAAAGAGAUCAAGACAUCCUUAACCGUCGGAAGGGGGAACCUAUCGAAGUGAUGAAAGAUAUUUGCACACGUGCCCAAUACUUGAUAAUGCCGGAGCUUGCACGAAUCGCACACGCCAUGUCUGGUACCCCUGAACUGACCUUCGAAGAGAAGCUUCACUAUGUGGAAGAUAUCCAGACUCUAUGCUCUCGGAACGAAGAUGUAACAUAUCUUCCGAACGAACAGCCAAUUGAUGGUCAUUGCCCCGUGAAACGCUGCCAGCUUGGUAUUGAAAUCUUAUCAAAAUCGGCAAGAAGCGCCCAUAUUCACAAUUGCAUUCGGCAGGAAAAAGCUACUGAACUCAACGUACCUGAGUCGCGGCUACAUUUCUGUUACGAGUGUAUGGAAUGGUUUCUCUCACCCCAAUGGCGCGACCAUUGUGCUGUUCAUCUCGAGUCAUGGCGGACCCUGCACUGCGAAGCCAUCAGGUAUCGCCAUACCAUCAUCCGCCCCGCCUACUGCCCUUUCUGUUUGUGGGAUAUUAAUCAGCCGGCCGAAGAACGGCUGCAAUACUGGUCACGAAAUGGCCAUUUGAAGGAACAUAUUGAAAGCCAGCAUUUGCCUAAACUUCUCUGGCCAACGAUAGAGCCUGUUUGUGGAUGCUCUCAAACGUUUCAGAAUGAACGCGAAAUUCGACACCACUUGCACGAUACUCACGGGCUUAAGGAUGCAAUUUGGCGAAAUCCAAAGCCACCGCGAAAAAGAAAACGCGCCUGCGAUAAUGAAUCGCAAGACUUUCCUAUGUACACAAGAGAGGAGUGCCUUAAGAAAGCGCGCUUCUCCCAUUACAUCCCGCUGCGACAAGAAAACGGGCAUCAACUUUCAAACAAUGUUCUCGUUCCCGCCCUAUCGGUCAAUGGGUUUAUCAUGGAGAAUCCCGAAGAAUACCGUCAUUCAAGGAUCGACGAAACCUCGACCAGCAGAACCACCUCAGUGGCAUCUUGUUUCUCUCGAGAAACUUCGUCUCUCAGCUCACGAUCAGUCUCCCAGGGCCUCGAGGUUAUUGAUCCGAGAAUUCUCAGUGCACACAGUUUCAAUAAGAAUGAACCUCAGUCUUCCGAUCAGGUCACGGAAAAGCCACCGUCGCUUUCACUCUCUUAUUAUUUACAGCCGGCGUUGCCUCCUCAACCCACUAGCAGUAAGGAGGAUGAGGGCUGCGCUGAAAAUAGGAUUGGUGGUGAAGUCAGUGCUGCACAGGAGGAAUGCACAAUUCCCGCUCCUAUCGACCAUCAAGCUGAUAAGACGGCAGAGAGCGGGAAUAAGAAGGCCCUGGAAUCAAAGGAAUACGGCCCAGAUCGAAACUAUGAAGACCCCACUCAAGUUUCUAGAGGAAACGCAAGGUCGCUAUCGCAUCUCAUGCAGGAAUCGGGUUUCAACAACUUGCACCGAAGGCUCAAUGCUAGGGAUAGAAGAAAGUUGCUCGCGCUUAAGGGCGAGAAAAUGACUCUAAGACAGGUCGGACCUCAGUUCGCUCAUCUCGACACAGAUUUCUUGCGACAGGUCUGGGGGGAAUUGAAGCCAUUUGAAAGAUGCACUAGGUCACGAAGCAUUAGAAAGAGAUAAAUUUAGAAGCUUCUGCAAUGUGGGCCUUAACAUUUUUGCCAGCUUUCUGCUGCAGCUAGAGAACGAGC
Penicillium brasilianum is the source of this 2879-nucleotide messenger RNA. The record is from the annotation of a GenBank genome assembly. Lineage: Eukaryota; Fungi; Ascomycota; Eurotiomycetes; Eurotiales; Aspergillaceae.